Molecule: messenger RNA, 738 nt
Organism: Drechmeria coniospora
Lineage: Eukaryota; Fungi; Ascomycota; Sordariomycetes; Hypocreales; Ophiocordycipitaceae
Exons: 2
Coding region: 1-738 (245 amino acids)
Molecular function (GO): acyltransferase activity, transferring groups other than amino-acyl groups
Source: RefSeq, a predicted model, not a curated record
AUGCCGUUCCGCAUCCGCGACGCUCGACGCUCCGACGUCGAGGCCAUGGCUGCCAUCGAAGUCCAGUCUUUUCACGCCAGCCCCUACCACCGAGUCUUGUUUCCGGGCCACCUGCGCAUCCGGCCCGGCCUCCAGGAUCAGCUCGAUUGGUACGGCAAGCGUGCGGCCAACGCGUUCGGACAGCGACGGACUCGGUACAUUGUCGCCGUCGCCGAGGAAGGAGAGCCAGAGAAGGAUGCCACUGUCGUGGCCUUUGCCGAAUGGGUCGCACCCGCUUUGGAUGCUGUUGCUGGGCCUCCUUCGAAGCCGGCUGCAAAGACGGUGGUUCCCGCGUGCAUCGAUCUGGAAGCGGCCGCGAGAUGCGAUUCGGAGAUUGCCGAGUUGAUGCAACGCGCCAUGCCGCUCUUUGGCACAACGUCGCUCGACCACAUGUGGAGCGAGUCCCCCAACUCCAAGCCGCUCAACUCCAUCGCCGUCGCCGAACCGUACCGCUCCAAGGGCAUCGGCAGGAUGCUGACACGCUGGGGCAUCGACGCCGCCGACGCAGGCCAGCACGGCAUUUGGCUCGUGUCCGCACCAUCCGGCCGAUCCAUGUACGCUUCUCUUGGCUUUCGGGAGCUCGCCGCGGGAUCACGAGCGGGCGAAGGGCAGUACGUGAUGCUACGGGAGCAUUCCCCGCGACGAAGCCUGCGCGAGACGGCCAUCGACACGCAUCACGCACCGAGUGAUACGCGGUGA